AUGAGCACCACCAAACUGGUCACCGACGUGGAGCGACGGUUUGGGGAGUCGCAGAAUGAACGCGACGCCAGAGUCGAGCGUCUCUGGACCAGAUUGGAUCCUACUGGGAAGGGGGAAUUGGACUUGAAGGGACUGCAGAAGGGAUUUCGGCGCAUUGAUCACCCUUUGAAAAAUGCCGACGAUCUGUUGAAACAGAUUAUGAAGGAGGUUGAUACGAAUCACGAUGGCAAAAUUCAAUAUGAAGAAUUCCGCGGAUUCGUCGAUCGAACCGAGCGACAGCUAUAUUUUCUUUUCCAAGCCAUUGAUAAGGAUGGCAAUGGCAAGCUCGACGCUUCCGAGCUCCAAACCGCCUUUCGCACAGCGGGUCUGAGCGUCUCGAACCGUCGACUGGCCGAUUUCUUUCAUGAUUUGGAUAGGAACAAUGACGGAUAUGUUAGCUUUGAAGAAUGGCGAAACUUUCUCUUGUUCAUGCCUGCUCGUGAAUAUGAUUCCCAACUCCAAGCCGUCCUAUCCUACUACGACUCCGUCGUCAGUGUCACACCCGAGGGAGAUUCUCUUGUCAGUGACGAAACUUUAGAAGGUUUAGGUACGGACGACUUAUCCUCUAGCUCUCUUUUCUAUUCUCUAUUCGGCUCUCUAGUUAGAGUCGCUUCUCCUCUACCUCCUCCGACCGUACCACCUGCAUCUCCCACAGUCCCCAUCCAAGACGACGCAGCAGCAACUGCAGGCACAGACGCAGCCGCAGCAUCAAAAGCAGAUGCUGUGCGAGCCGUAUCAAAACGCGAAAAGAAUGCCGUAGCGGGUGAAGAUGAAGACGGCGACAGCAUUCAAAACGCAACAACAGAUCGGCGACGGUUAGUCGCGACAAAAUCUACACAAAUAGAGCCGUCAAAAUCUACGCAAUCUACACAGCGAGUUGGCGAUGGCACCUCAGAAGAACACAUAGAAGAACAAUCACAAUCUUCGGCGGGAGUUGAAAUAAAACCCCAAAAGAAGUUCAAACUGACAGAUUUUGCUCCUGAUCCAGGUUACUUCCUAGCGGGUGCCAUCGCCGGCGGAGUAUCACGUACGGCCACAGCGCCUCUCGACCGAUUGAAGGUCUACCUGCUUGUCAACACUGCGAGUAGCUCUGAGACUGCUGUUGCCGCCAUCAAGCAAGGCCGACCCGUUGCCGCGGUCAAGAAUGCCUUGAGACCUAUUAGUGACGCCGUGAAAGAUUUGUUCCGCAAUGGAGGCAUGCGUAGCUUUUUUGCAGGUAACGGAUUGAAUGUGAUCAAGAUUAUGCCUGAAACGGCCAUCAAGUUCGGAUCGUACGAAGCGGCCAAGCGAGCGUUGGCGAACUUUGAGGGCCAUGGUGACCCCAGACAUAUUAACUCGUAUUCAAAAUUCACCGCAGGCGGUGUCGCUGGCAUGAUUGCACAAUUUUGCGUUUACCCGCUAGAUACCUUAAAGUUUCGGCUGCAGUGUGAGACUGUCAAAGGUGGACUCACAGGUAGCGCCUUGGUUCGCCAAACGGCUGUCAAGAUGUACGCUGAUGGCGGUAUCCGAGCCUGCUACCGCGGCGUGACUAUGGGUCUCGUGGGCAUGUUCCCGUACAGCGCGAUUGACAUGGGCAUGUUUGAGCUGCUCAAAAAAUCAUAUCAAACGUAUUACGCGAGGUAUGCCGGAUGCCAUGAGGAGGAUGCGACGCCUGGCAACAUUGCCACGGGCAUCAUCGGUGCGACGUCUGGCGCGAUCGGUGCAACAGUUGUUUAUCCACUCAAUGUGGUGCGAACUCGAUUACAGACGCAAGGAACCGUGAUGCAUCAAGCGACGUAUACAGGCAUCUGGGACGUUACCCAAAAGACCAUUCAAAAGGAGGGAUACCGUGGCCUGUAUAAGGGCCUGACACCAAAUCUGCUCAAGGUUGCACCUGCGCUGAGCAUCACCUGGGUGGUUUAUGAGAAUUCAAAGUCAGUUCUCGGGUUGCACUGA
This is a messenger RNA of Pochonia chlamydosporia 170, 1974 nucleotides long. RefSeq names its product calcium dependent mitochondrial carrier protein. Lineage: Eukaryota; Fungi; Ascomycota; Sordariomycetes; Hypocreales; Clavicipitaceae. The transcript has 6 exons. The coding region runs from base 1 to 1974 and encodes 657 amino acids. The record is from RefSeq and is a predicted model, not a curated record. Gene Ontology annotation, biological process: transmembrane transport. Gene Ontology annotation, molecular function: calcium ion binding; ATP transmembrane transporter activity.